AUGUCAGACCGUGGUAGAGGCAGAGGACGCGGAGGGCGAGGUGGGGACCGUGGUGAUCGUGGUGGUGGACGCGGCGGUGGACGUGGAGGCGGUGGUGCCACCUUCUCUGGCUUCGACUCCCGAGGUGACUUCCGUGGUGGCCGCGGUGGUGGCGAUCGCGGAUUUCGAGGGAGAGGGGGAGGAGACUUCCGGGGCGGGCGCGGUGGCGGUCGAGGUGGUCGAGGCGGCGGCUUUAUGGGCGAACAAGAGAUCUUCGAAGCAAACAAUGUACCCAGACCUGACCCAAAUAUCACUAAACUCGAGGACAAGAUCCUGAAAGAUUUCGACAUGGUGAGCAAGAUGAGCGCUCUGAAACUCUCGUCGAGUAAAGGUUCAAAGUCCUCGAAACCCGGGGAAGAUCACAUGCCUUUCCGACCAGCGUUUGGUACCAAGGGGAUUGUCGUCACCCUACGAACCAACUACUUCGCCUUGGAAGUCAAAACGCCAUCUUUAUAUAAAUAUGCGAUAAAAGCCACUGAAAAAGAGAAGGAGAAGGGCAAGGAAAAGGCCGAAGAACCUCUCAAGAAGGCCCAAUCCAAGAAAGGUGGAGGCAAAAAGGGUGACAAGGAUGACAAGAAACGUGAAGCAAAGGGAAUGAAACUCGCGACAGUCAUCAAAAGGGCCCUGGAUAUAGUCGCCAAGGGAGUUCCCUAUGCGACCGAAUUUAAAGCUCAAGUCGUCACCAUUGGUAAACUUAAGCUACCAGACAACAACAUAGUUGAAAUCCUGUAUGAAGAUGAGGGGCGCAGUGAUAUAUACGAGGUCAAAUUUGAUCCAUCUCCCGACAUCAAUAUGGAUGCCCUCAGAAACUACGUUCAGACGAUGCAGGAUCUGCCUGGGGACACCCACAUCCCGAGGUUCGAAUCAGAGAUCGACGCUCUCAGUAUUAUCACCGGGUUCUGGGCACGUUCUCAUGAUCAAGUUGGCUCCUUGGGUAGCAGUCGAUUCUUUCCGUUAAACGUCCCUUCUGAAGUUCACCCAUUAGGAUACCCAGAUAACAACUCGGUCAUCCGUGGGUACUUCCAAAGUGCUCGACCCGCAACAGGACGGCUUCUUUUAAACGCCAAUGUCGCCCACGGUGUGUUCCGCGCCGGAGGUUCGGUAACGAAAAUGAUCGACGAUUACGGUUUGAACAGCCCACCUGCCAUGCUCGGCAAGCACUUAGCGGGUCUCCGAUGUUACUGCAGACUAUUACCCGAGAAAGGCUCCAAAGGUGGUCCACAGUCGAAGGAGAGAAUCAUCAAGAAACAAAUCGCUGGGGUUGCGAUGCCGAAUGAUGGCUCCGGUUCGAACAAACCUCAGGUUAGACGCCCUGGUGCCGGACCAAACGACGUCUCAUUCUUCCUAUCGGGUAAUGUGCCACCCGGAAUGAAGUCAGACGCCUAUUGCACUGUAUCCGAAUACUACUCGAAAAAAUACAACUUUAAAGUGAACACGAGGUACCCUGUGAUCAAGUUUGGUACAACUAGGCCCAUAUACAUGCCCGCGGAGUUGUGUGAGGUCAUUCAGGGGCAGGCCAAGAAGGGUAAAACGACGGCCGACGAGACCGCCGAGAUGAUCAAGUUUGCUUGUCGGUCACCAUUCGCGAAUCAGACAUCCCUAGCCAAGUACGGCCGAGAUACUCUGGGUCUCGACAAAAGCCAGAAGCUUGCUGAGUUUGGCAUUCGAGUCGGCGAUAGGUUACUGUCGAUAACAGGACGCGAACUCCCACCACCCGCCGUAGCCUAUCUGAACAAACAAAACAGGAGACAGAUUAUCCAAGCCUUCGAGGGCGGCUGGAACAUGCGAGACGUGAAGGUCGUCAGGCCCGGGCGCGUGUUAAACAGUUGGACAUAUAUCCAUAUUGACUUUGCCGACCAACCACCGCCUAGUAACACUGAGGUUCAAAACGCCAUGCAACAAUGGACUACUUUUAUGCGCGGUAUGGGCAUAGCUAUGUCACCCAAUCCAUUCGCGCCUCCCGGGAACGAGUAUAGGGUUUCGGUCCCGAGGAGAGGUUCUCCUUUGGAGAAAUUAAGGGCCAGGUUCAAGAUGUAUGUCAAUAACAGACCUCAGAUGAUAUUUGUUGUCCUACCCGGCAAAAAGACGGAUGCGACCAUUUACAACGCCGUCAAAUUUCUCGGAGACGUCGAGUUCGGCUGGCACACUGUCUGCGUACUUCGAAGCAACAUCAUCAAGUGUCAACCACAAUACUUCGCCAAUGUUGCGCUAAAGGUUAAUUUGAAGAUGGGUGGUGCUAACCACACAUUGAGUAAUGAUGUCAAGAUCAUUAAAGAUGGAAAGAGUAUGAUCGUCGGCUACGAUGUAACCCAUCCGACCAACCUUGCCGGAGGUUCGAGCGGCCUUCCAAGUUUGGUAGGGAUGGUAUCCAGUAUCGAUCAAGAACUGGCGCAGUGGCCUGCCGCAUCGUGGGGACAAGCCAGCAAGCAAGAAAUGCUGGACGUUGUCUUGGUAGACAAGUUUGCCGAGCGCCUAAGGCUGUGGAGGCAACACAACAAAUCCCAACUUCCAGAAACCGUUAUCAUCUUCCGAGACGGCGUAUCGGAGGGACAAUUCCAGCAAGUGUUGGAAAAAGAACUCCCCUUGAUUCGAACGGCGUGCUCCAAGCUUUAUCCCCCUGGGCGACAACCAAAGAUUUCCCUAGUCGUAUCGGUGAAGAGGCACCAAACGCGCUUCUACCCAACUGAUCCCAACCAUAUGACGAAGUCUCGUAACGUCAAGAACGGAACUGUAGUAGAUCGCGGCAUCACCACGGCUAAGAUUUGGGAUUUCUUCUUGGUCGCACACACUGCUCUACAAGGCACCGCAAAACCAGCCCACUACACGGUCCUACUCGACGAAGUCUUCCGCGCGACUCUCGGAACAGAAGCAGCCGAUUGUCUUGAAACGCUCACACACGAAAUGUGCUAUCUCUUCGGCCGAGCCACCAAGGCGGUCAGUAUUUGUCCUCCGGCUUAUUACGCCGAUAUUGUCUGUACACGCCAGCGAGUGUACCUCGCCGAUUACUUCGACCGAUCCGACGUUAUGUCCUCGACUAGUUCGCAAACCGAGGUAUCGGCUGUGGCUGUCAAUGAAAAUCUGAAGGACACCAUGUACUAUAUCUAA
Messenger RNA from Hypoxylon trugodes, 3144 nucleotides. RefSeq names its product Piwi-domain-containing protein. The coding region runs from base 1 to 3144 and encodes 1047 amino acids. Gene Ontology annotation, molecular function: protein binding; RNA binding. NCBI's taxonomy places the organism in Eukaryota, Fungi, Ascomycota, Sordariomycetes, Xylariales, Hypoxylaceae. The transcript is spliced from 5 exons. The record is from RefSeq and is a predicted model, not a curated record.